UUUACAUAUGUGCUUUGUGGUGUAUUAACCGGGCGCUAAACUUCUACUUUUUUACUGACGCCACAUAAAAAAUAAAUUUGUUUUUACUAACAGUGGUUGUGUAUGAGAUAUUCGUAUAACAAAAGAUUGAUUUAAAAAAUGUUUUUUAUAUUAUUAUGCAGGCGACUUAUAAUAAUAAUAAAUUAUUUUUUGUGAACCAAGUACAACUACAGGGUGCGGCAUAAUAGAGAGAAAGAAAGGAUUUUAUGAUAGAGAGCACCUGCAAUAAUGCUGCAGCAAAUUCUGAGGGAUAUGUGGGUCGAUCCCGAAAUUCUUGCGGGACUGGACGAGGAACAGAAGCAAACUUUAUUCUGUAAGAUGCGCGAAGAACAAGUGAGAAGAUGGAAACUGUGGGAGGAAGAAACAAACCAGGAAGAGGAAAAUACUGCUAAAAAGAAGUCUGCAUUACCAAGAAAUAGUAAGUCGGUGUCUUUCAUGCAUGGGGCUGAUGGUGAGCCGUGGGUUUGGGUGAUGGGCGAACAUGAAAAUGACAAAAGCAUAGAUGAAAUCCUUAGAGAAGAAGCGAUCGAAAAAGCUCGUCAGUUGGCAGAACAAGAAACAGUCGAACUUCGAAAGCAAAUGGAAGCGCAAAUACUGUCGGAUUAUAUAAGAUUAAAUUCAAAAAUUGACGACAUAGACGUAAUAGAUAAGGAUAAUGAAAAAGCAGAAGAUAACUCGCAAUUUGACAUUUACUGCUCUGUAGACGAACUUAGGGGAAAAUCGGACGAUUACAAUAAAAAAUUCCAAAGUAAAAAGUACAAUACGGUGGGAUCGAAAGAAAUUCUGCUUCAAAAAAGACUGUCAGGGGAUUUGAGUAAUCAAAAAGUAAAAGAUAAGAUAACUGUUUGGGAGAAAGGAUUACGAGAAUCGAGAACGAAUGAAAUAUACCACAAAAUCCAAAAGAGACGAAUGGAAACGGCGAAAGAAGCAGAAGAAGCUGAGAAGAAACACGAACCUUUGUGGCAAGAACAAGAAAGAAAAGCAAAAGAAGCAGAAGAACAAAUUCGACAAAUUGCUCGUAAAGCAAGGGAAACAUACAAACGUACGUCAUCAAAUUUAGAUAAUAUCGUCGUGUAUGGGGAAUUCAAUUCGGCCGUUCCACCCAACAAGGAUGCAGUUAUACAGUGGUAUAUUAACAUGGAACGGAAGAAUAAUAAAGCUGGACUUGACGAGCAAGGCAAUUACGAACCUUGGUUUCACGGAUUAAUCACGAGAAAUGAAGCAGAAAAAAUUCUGAAUGAUCAACCCGAGGGCUCUUUUUUGAUUCGUCUUUCAGAACGUAUCUGGGGCUAUGCACUAUCUUACAGAGCUGUUGAUAAAUGCAAACAUUACUUGAUAAGUUCCAAAGAAAAAUAUCGAUUCUUGGGAAAAAAUCAUAUCGACCAUGACUCCUUGGGUGAUUUAGUGAAAUAUCAUUACAUCCAUCCGUUAACAGAAGGAGAAAAAUUGAUUUAUGUUUGCAAACGAAAUACUGAUAAUGUACUAGAAAUGUUAACCGCUUGUCGCUCUUAAUUGCUAGUUAAUAUUUUUAUAAUAAAUAAACAAUUAAAUUGUUUUUA
Agrilus planipennis (emerald ash borer) is the source of this 1598-nucleotide messenger RNA. RefSeq names its product SH2 domain-containing protein 4A. Bases 268 to 1551 code for a protein of 427 amino acids. The transcript is spliced from 5 exons. Lineage: Eukaryota; Metazoa; Arthropoda; Insecta; Coleoptera; Buprestidae. The record is from RefSeq and is a predicted model, not a curated record. Gene Ontology annotation, cellular component: cytoplasm.